UACAAUUGCCAAGGGUAUGCAAGAUCUAUUUCUAGAGUAGUUAACAGCCGGCAAACAAUGGUUUACUGAUACUUCAAACGGUAGAUGUCUUCCACAUGCAUACUUUAUGAAACAAAUGUCGAUUGCAGUAAAACAAAAGUAAUUGGCAUAGAAUAAGAAUUAAUAGUUCACGCUAAUAAGAACACUUUAUAUUUUUGGAUCCGCAGCGGAAUUAUGGUUGCUACUGUAACCGUAUUGUGCGCAACAUGAAAUAGGCAGCAACCACUAGUGGUAGCAACACCUAUUUGUUAUCAGUAUCAGCAUCAGUUUUAGGUUUGAAGUAUAGCCCCGUGAUCACAUGCAAACACUGGUGGAGGGUGUCAAGGGAGUGCUUCCAAAAACAUGUCACAAAACCACGCCGUUAAGAGUGUUCCAAGCACCUUCUCGAUAUACUUGCAGCCUUUGCUAUUCAGCUCUGAAAAUAAAGUGGGGUAGCUUCCUCUAACUUGGAUUUGGAUAAACAAUGAUCGAAUAUGGCUCGAUCCCUGUUUUCACGAGUUUGUUUUUCGACCCUUUCUUGUUUAUGAUGUCUAAAUAGCAAAACUACGCAAAUUUGGUGCAUGCUCUUGUAGACCUAUCGAAGCAAGGACGAGCGUGUAAAGUUUCUCAAUCAUUGAGAGAUUCUAUCUAUAAAUUUCUUUAUAAAAGGCCUUUUUGUCAAUAACGUGUAUGAUGCCUCUACUUUUUGGUGUUGUUGUGUUCGUUAUUGAUACAUUGCAAUCAGGGACGUUGGAACCAGGGAGGCACUAGGGGUAAGAGCCCCAAACGUAUUGAAGAAUGUCCCUUUUCUCCGCAAAAAGAAAAGGAUUUCCAAGAGGUUUCAGAUAAAACCAUAGGAUUUUCACCAAAACUGUACGAGAUUUCAUAGAGUUUUUUGCUCAUCGGUGUGUAUCACUCUCUCUUUGCCCCUCAUAAUUUGAAAAGCCUCCAAUACUUUAGAUUAUAGUUCAUUUGCAAGCAGAAUUCUUAAAAGAAGGAGUCGGGUUUUGACCUUCCAGCGUGAAGAGGUUGCUUUUAAAUAGCAAAUAACUCCGAGAGUCAGCUGAUGUUUGAGAAGGCAACAUAACCAGACGCAAUCAGACACGAAACAAAAAGUAGCGACAACGGUGACAACAGACUCGGCACAUGAACAAACAAAGUUGUCUGAGCAAUAAUACCUGUUUACUAUCAUGAGAUUCCAGGUUACAAACGUAGAAAUCAUGAUAUUGAAUACUUGGGAUGGUAAUUGAGUAGCCUAGACACGCAACAUGAAAGGGGUCUGGAGCACAGCCUGGGAAUUGGGCAGCCACCCCCCCACACACCUAGGGAAAAAUGAGUUACGUUCUAACGACUCUGUGAAAUGUAUAUAGUUUGAAUUUUUAGAUUAUCACCAUGUUUAGUCAGAAAACGGUCCAUAAAUGGUCCCAAUGUUCCUUCCUCCUGAAAAUUAAAUACGUUGCUUACAUUUACCAAAGGCAUAACCAAUAUCUUUAUCUUUAUAGCAGAACACGGGUCGUGCUGCUAUGAUUUUGUCGCGUGCAAACCGCGUGCAAACCGCGUGCAAACCGCGUGCAAACAGGGAUACUUCGCAUUGAUAAUCUUGAUGAAAAGAGAUGAAAAUUGGCGUCAGCCUUCUUUGUCUGAAUGAAACAUACUAACCAAAUAUGGAAGACAUGUUUUUAAAAAAUGACGAAUGUUAUGAAAAGUAGAGGCUCGGGACACUAGCCCUGUACAACCCCACCCUACAUUAGGACAACGAUAGCUCAGUUCUAGCAAGUUUGUAAACAAUUUGGGCAAUGUUUAUUUUCCAGGUAGGCUUGACACAAUUGACGUAACCAAUCUGUUCCAUAUUCACUUGAGCCUCUAACACAAUUUUUGUAGAGUGGCAUCGCCAUCUUGGUGCAUUAGCAAGAAUCUGCAUGGUUUGAAUGCAUCUUGUAAAAAUGUAAACAAAUAGGCCUGGUUUUUUAUUCAAAAGGCACGAGGAAACAACUGACGUCUUUUCUUCAGUUGUUGACUGCUUCUGAUUUUGACACUUUAUUACACUAACAAUUUUUUUAAUUAGCGAUGCAUACUCAGCAGUUCAGGACCAGUUUGGGUAUCAUAAAGCUCUGGAAAUCUGGUAAUUUGCCCGUUUUACUGAAAGACUGAAUAUUUUCCUCCCCAUUCUCAUUUUUGGUCUUGAGAUUCUCUUUCGACAUCUGCCACCAGUGUCCGCGUUAGACUAAGAACCUAAGCUCCUGCGAAGGAGCAAAUCAAAUACAGCAUUAUUAGUUCAAGGUUUUUUGAGAAGGCAGGGCUUGAAUACAAGGUGUUAUAGACACUGAACUGCGAGUCCGGUUUCAGAUUAAUAAAUAUUUUACAUAAUUUAGUAAAACAUAUGGCUAGAAUUUCCAGACCUGCAGUCAUGCAGGUACCUAACCACUAUAAGAUGGUCUGAUCAAACACAUCUUUGAGAUCUUUUGUUGCGCGCACAGGCAACCAGUUCCUUUAUUAAGACUAAUUUUCCCAGAUUCGACUUGAUGUUUGCAUAACUCAUCUCAUUCACUAAACAAAGUACUUGAAUGUUAAUCCCGAGAGAGCAGGCAGAGGACCGAGUGUCUUGAUGUUGGCCCUCAGCAACAACGCAGUUUCGUGACCAAACGAGGAGAAUUUGAUGAUGUGGUCAAACUUCGAGGGGUGUGUAUUUUUCUCGGGAUCAACUCUUCUCUGAGAAGUACCUUUAUGUGCAAGGAAACAGAUUGUCGACUAACUCACUGUUUGGAGUAAAUCUUUUCCACGAUGAAACAAACUGACGAACAAUGCCAAUUCGUAAAGAUAUGUUUCUAAGGAAGUCCAAGAGUAAAACGGAGUUGUUCGUAUUGCUGCCAAACAAACCAAAGGACAUCAUGAGCCCAACGAACCGACAGUCAGGUCGGACAAUUACCAUCGAGAACGGUAUAGGGCAGUGUUUGGAGAAGUCGAGGGAGAAUGAGCAGCCAACGAAAGGAGACAGAAGUGGAACGGGUGGUUUUAAAGACGAUUUAUCGGAUCUGAUUUUUGUCGAAUCUCAUGACAAAUGUUUACGGGAUUUUGGCAGCAGCAAAGAAUACGAUAUUAUGCAUCUGCAUAGAAAAUAUGAGAAACUACGCGAAUACAACUUACAAACAAAAGUUUCCGAUGCUGAAUUUCGCAGUGAUAGGAGUUGGACGAGUUUGGACACCUGUCAGCGAAGUCCGAGAAGAUCAGCGUCGGCGGAAAGAAAGUCGGUCAGAUUUGAAGACGACCUCUCCAAUAGUCUCAGCAAUAAAGCACGGAUAAUUUUACCAAUUUCAGCGAAAGGAGAGGAUUUAAAUCAUAACACGGUUGAAUGUAAAGCAAACAGUAGGAUUCCGGUUUUGAAAAAGAGAGAACCGACUUCACCAGUGCAAUGCUGUAAGACUGGAAUAAGACGUGAUUAUUUGGAGUCACCAACGGAUUUGCGAGAGUCCGGGUCUUGUGAAGAGGCACCGGAGCCCCGUGGCAUACUUUCCAAGACAUUAUCCGAAAACCCUUUUAACAUCAAGAGGUCAGAUAUUUUCGUACCCGAGACCAAUUUUAGGUGUCAUGAAUGUGAAAAGAUGUUUAAGUAUCAAAGUAACCUGAAGAGUCACGUGAUGACGGUGCACGGAGGAGCUUUGUACAGAUCGGGAAGCCAGAAAUGUUUGCGAUCGAUGGAUGACUUGUUGAUCUGUGACGUGUGCUCCGUGGUCUUCAAAUACUCCGUGAAUUUAAGAGCCCAUAAGGCUGGACAUUCAAGAAAUAAGUUGAACGCAACAAUUUAAGGGGUUAAUUUGACGAUUAAAGGGGAAUCCUGAAUAAACGCCUCCCCGCUGAAUAAUUUUUCAAAAAAGUCAACCCACGAUAUCCUUAUACCCACAACGUUCUAUUUUAUAAAUAUGGAGCAACUAAGUAUAUAAGUUCCUAAUUGCAUAUUACAUACCAGGGCGUUGAGACUUGGGGUAGUCAGAAAAAUACCUCUGGCCUCAAGCUUUACUGGGGGUCUAGACCUGGCUCAAAACCCCCCUGAUUUCAUAACAGAUCAAAAUAAAUGUAAAUCUGUCGUCUUUAGGAAACCGAUUAUUUUUCAGCCAUCUCAGCUUUUCUGCUAGGGAAGCUUCCACUUUGUAAGAAUCGUGUUCCUUACAGAAGGAGAGGGCUUUUGCUGGCAUCCCCUUACCAGCCCUUUUGGCCAUUACCAGAUGGUCGAAUGCCUAAUUUAUUGCUUAAAUAUACCUAAGCCCUAACUCCAUUAAUAACGGAGUUUAGACCAUGGCAUACCUACUAGGCGAAGAGGGCCAAAGCUACAAUAAUUUUAACAAUUUGAAAACUAAACAUGUUGGAACAUCGAAGGAGUCGCGUGGAAUGAAAGACACAGCAGACAUUUAUAGCUUUGUUGUGCUCAAAUUCGAAGUUGAAAUGGCCUAGAUUUGAAAUAGACCUACCCGUCGGAAAAUACACGUUAAUAUUAUAGACUGUAAAUAGAGUGUAUAUAUCUUCGUAGCGACUAAAAAGCAAUAUCUUGUCAUAUGAAAGGCUUAACUAUCAUGUAAAUAGCUUAAAGUGGAUUAAAAUAGCCAUUUCUUUUAAAAUUAUACGAAAUGGAUUUACUCAACUGUGCGCUGUUUUACUAUUGCAAAUAUGUGAUGACUUUGUACAUCUUCUGCGUCACAUGAAUAAGGGAUGAAUGAUUUCUUGGUAUUGAUUUUCAUCAUGCUUCCUCGAUUAAAGAUGGUUGACAGACUUAUCGGCAUCAGCGUUCCUCUUUCAAAGUACAGGAAUCGUAACAUCUUCUUUAAAGGGAAUCUCUCCUUGUCAGGGCAGAAAACAAGCACUCGACCCGUGCUGAAAUGUGAAGUCCCCUGAAGCAUAAAACCUGAUGAGCUGCACAUUAUGUAAGGGAUGGUUGAGUAGUGGGGCUGCACUGUAACCAGGACGACUAUUUUUCCAUGUUUGGGAGACUGAACACCCUCAGGGUCCCUUCUGGCUUUAGGCCUGGUCCACAAUUUUACAAGGCGAAUGGGCAAAAACACAAAAAAUUUAUCUAGCAACGAUUUGCAUUAAUAGGCCUACUAUUUGAAAGAGAGAGUUCGGAAACACGACGAAACGACGAAUCAAAAGUGCGAUGCUACCCUUUUACGUCCCUUCAAUUAAUCUAAGUAAUAACAACGUGAUGCACAAAAAUACUUAUAUCGAGCAUAUGUUGCAAUCAUAUUGCGAUG
Messenger RNA from Rhopilema esculentum, 5258 nucleotides. RefSeq lists its product as uncharacterized. The record is from RefSeq and is a predicted model, not a curated record. Lineage: Eukaryota; Metazoa; Cnidaria; Scyphozoa; Rhizostomeae; Rhizostomatidae.